This is a messenger RNA of Brassica oleracea var. oleracea, 1083 nucleotides long. RefSeq names its product fasciclin-like arabinogalactan protein 11. Bases 197 to 928 code for a protein of 243 amino acids. The transcript has a single exon. The record is from RefSeq and is a predicted model, not a curated record. NCBI's taxonomy places the organism in Eukaryota, Viridiplantae, Streptophyta, Magnoliopsida, Brassicales, Brassicaceae.
UUGGUAAUGUUAGCGUAAAAAAAUUUCCAAUCUCUCUUAAUUGGAUCAAUUGAAAGAAUUUGUUAUAGUUAACAAGUAAUAAUCUUCACACUAACUAAAGAAUCCUACUCUUCACCUUACUACAUCUCUCUUUAUAACAAACCCUAAAACCUCUCACCACACACACACACACACACAUAGACCAACAACAACAACAAUGGCAAUAUCAAGAACAUUCAUGUCCGUUAAUCUCUUCAUCUUCUUCCUCGUUAUUGCUACAACCAAUGGUCAGGCUCCAGCUCCAACCCCUUCAGGUCCAACCAACAUAACCGCAGUCCUAGAAAAAGCCGGUCAAUACACAAUGUUCAUAAGACUCCUCAAAAGCACCCAAGCCGCAGACCAAAUCAACACUCAGCUCAAUUCAUCAUCGAGCCAAGGCCUAACCGUGUUUGCCCCGACCGAUAACGCAUUUAGCAGCCUCAAAUCCGGAACAUUGAACUCAUUAUCCGACCAGCAAAAAGUUCAGCUUGUUCAGUUCCACGUCCUUCCUACACUCUUAACCAUGCCUCAGUUUCAAACUGUAAGUAACCCCUUACGCACGCAAGCUGGUGAUGGACAAAACGGUAAGUUCCCUCUUAACAUCACUAGCUCCGGUAACCAAGUCAACAUCACCACCGGAGUUGUGAGCGCCACCGUGGCUAACUCCGUCUACAGCGAUAAGCAGAUCGCCGUGUACCAAGUGGAUCAAGUUUUGCUGCCAUUAGCAAUGUUUGGUUCAAGCUCGGCGGCUCCUGCUCCGGCGCCUGAAAAAGGCGGCUCGGUUACGACAGGUUCAGCUUCCGGUAGCGACGGUGGAGGAGAUUCUACUGAUUCAUCUGAUGCAGAGAGGAUCAGAUACGGGAUAAUCGCCACCGUGGCAGCCAUUGCUGCUUCUUCUCUGUGGAUAUAACUUGAGAGAGAGAGAGAGAGAGAGAGAUCUAUUCAAGAGUCUACAUAUUGGAUUUUAAGAAGAACGAUGAGUUUUUGUUGUAAUUUGAGAUUGUGUUAAUGUUUUGAUUCAAAACUUUUUUGAUGAAAAAAAAAAUGCACACGUGUUUCAAUUUU